UUUAAAGUUAUGGACAGAGGUGCUUGGUGGACAGUUUGAUUAUUUUACUUUAUUAUCACAUAAUCGAUGCUAUGUUUGACUAUAUUAAUGAUUUUAUUGGAGAUAACAUUGAUUGAAACAUCAAAUGUGGGUAGUACGAUAUUUUAUAAUAGGCGAGGUAAAUCGGAAUGCUGGACCGAAGAUGAAUUAGCAAAGCUACGUGCUCGUAAGCUAUUCCAAGAAAUAAUACCUCCCCAGGUUACGCCAGAUAAAGUGGACGCAAAAUUUAUAAAGGAGGCUAUUCGAUUUUACAGAGGAGCUUUGCGUUUUGCAGUACAGUCAGAUUCUGACGAACGAAACAACGCUAUACUGAAAGAAGCCUUGCUCGAUUCUAUUGGAGGACAUCUACGCAAUGAGAUGCUUCCUACUAUUCGGUUUGCUUAUUAUGCUGGAUACGUUCCGCAUAAGCCUGUUAGACAAAUUCAUGAUCUUUUCGAAAUGUAUAAAACAUUUCUUAACACGAAGGGCUUGGGAUGGAAAGAGCCGGAAAAGAUCCCGCAGUGGGCAAACUUGACCGUUGUAAAAGUUCUCAUUGGUUCUGGGAAAUUAAACGAACCUUGUACAUAUUUGGUGACAAAACGUGACACAAAUUCUUGCAUUCAUUUACCAACUCCAAAACUCGACGAUAAACAAGAACCAUCAGCGAUCGCUCUUCCUUUUAGAGUUAACGGCUUAGUCAGCUUGACUGCGCCUCAUUCUGAGAACGUCCUCUUGAAAUAUUAUACUACAGCAGCUCGUUGCAUACUACAAAGUUCUCCUGAAAAUUGUCGACAUUCCGACUUUGUUAAUUUUAAUAACGAAUUAUGGCACUGGAUGAAGAGAGAUGUUGCCACUCACCUCUUAGAUGAGAAACUCUAUGCAGCGUACGGUGGAGUGUUGAGAAUAGCUGCAGCUGUUCAGAGUUACGGCAAAGGUCUGUCGCGACGAAACCUCUUUGAAUAUCAAAGUUCAGGAGUAUCGAAAUGGCACCCGUGGAGAGCUUUAUCACAAUCUUAUGUCACUGUCGAUGCUGACUGGACACCUACCCUCUAUGUGGGUAUGGUACUCAUAGCGGCUCUACUGAUAUGUACCCUACAAAUUUGUUACAACUACAUGUUUGGCAGCGAAAAAUUGUGUCAUUGUACAGGUCGUAAUAAGAAAAUUUGGCCGGAGGAAGUCGCCUACGCUACAGUUGAUACCACUAUUCCUUCCAUGCUGCCGACCCAUCACACCAACAACACGACAUUUAAUCGAGAUAAACAGCCAGCAAAUAAGUCCAAGUCUUCGCGUGGUUCGGUCUUGACACAAUGUGUUUACGACUUCAAUGAGAAUACAGAAAAAUUCAUGGAUAUCAUAAUGAGCGAUGAUGAAGAGUCUGAUACUGACUCGCCACCUCUUUCUAAACAGGAAGAGAGCGACGAGGCUUACAGCGGAAGCGGAGAAUGCAAACCGAAGCACGAGGACCUGCCGGAGCUGCAGACGUCGGUCUCUCAGUUGAGAAUAGAAAAGAAACCACGUGAUGGAUGUUCUUCACCUAUGUACACGAGUACAGCAACUAUCUCGGGAGCGACUUGCCUAGAGAAUCGAGUGAGUGAGUCGAUGUGGUCCGGAAGCGCAAGUACGUCGUCGGAUCGCUCUUCGAGUUCGGAAGGUUCCAAGACAGGAAGGAGCAGGAAAUCGCGCAGUUCCAGAGACAUGGCGUGGGCGCGCCGAGUCAUCAGCAAGCACGUCAUCCGAAGCACCACACACUCCACCACAGGCACAGAGUUCGACGUAAACUCAUUUACUACACCACGCGCGCCCACGCGCAGGUAACUUUUAUGAGAUUUUAUUAGUUAUGAUUAACACUUUACAUUAGGAUUUCGUCAAUUUUUAUUGUGUAAGACAUGUUGAUUGUUUAAGAUCUAUGUAAGCUUUUUAAGUAUCUAAUAAAGUAUAUAUAUAUUGAUUUGAAAAAAAUAUUUUCAUUAACUUAAUACGACUGUUUAUACUGUUUCUGUCAGGACUGUGUAAAGUGGAAAUCAGUUCUCUGUUUCCUCUUGGAAAUGUAAAAUACUC
Chilo suppressalis (striped riceborer) is the source of this 2076-nucleotide messenger RNA. Lineage: Eukaryota; Metazoa; Arthropoda; Insecta; Lepidoptera; Crambidae. The record is from the annotation of a GenBank genome assembly.